Gavialis gangeticus (Gharial) is the source of this 3056-nucleotide messenger RNA. It is a transcript of the gene SYCP2L, whose product is annotated as synaptonemal complex protein 2 like. The record is from RefSeq and is a predicted model, not a curated record. The coding region runs from base 39 to 2903 and encodes 954 amino acids. Lineage: Eukaryota; Metazoa; Chordata; Crocodylia; Gavialidae. The transcript has 35 exons.
GAGAAAGUCCAGAGGGAAGCAGUGACUUAAAUGGAAACAUGGCAGCCAGAACAGAAUACUAUCUUGAAUCGCUCAUAACUGAUGUUUUUAAGGGAAAAGGAUUUCAGAAAAUAAGUGAGCUCUUUCAAGAAAAAGAAAUUUGUCCUCCUCAAAAAUUUAGUAAACAGCUGUUUAAUCAACUUGACAAAGUGUUAAAAAAGGAGUUGGACAAGAAUGAAUUUCAAAAUGUAUCAGUGCUGUUGAAAUGCAUUCAGCUCUACUUUAAGAGUGAUCCACAAGAAGGUGCAAGCUUACUUAUUCAGCAGGGAUUGAUACCAAAGAUGGUAUCUUGGUUUGAAAGAACAAGAGAAUUCCUGAUGCUCAUAGAGCCAGCUCAAAAUAAUUCUUUGAUGAAACUUGUUGAAGAUUUCUUUGACUCUGCAUUGGUGAUUUGCAAGUGUGACAAUGAAGGGAAGAAGCAAUUGCUGGAGUUAUUCUUACCUGAUCUAGGACAGCUAGUGACGGAAGGUAACAUAAGCUGUGCUGUGCGGCAGGAGGCUUUGAGAACUUUCAACUCUUUGCUGGACAGUGUACCACGGGAGGAAAGGAAAAAAAUCCCUUUAUCUGAAGAAAUGUGUGCACUUACGAAAGAUCUUGCAAAAACAAUUCUGGAAGUUGGUGAUUACGACCUUCAAGUUGCUCUUUCAGAAGCACUGUGUAGGUUGAUGACAAAGAAAUGGAGGGAUGACCUUGUUCACCACUGGUUUGAAGAUAAUUAUCUUGCUGAGGCUUUCAAGGAGAUAAAGGAUCGAGAAUUUGAGACGGACUGCAGAAAAUUUCUUAACCAACUAAAUGACAGACUUGGGGAUAAAAGACGAGUAUAUUCAGUUCCUUGUACAUUUGCUGUUGCUGACAUGGAUGAGGUAAAGAAACCAUCUGAUGAAAAACUGGAGGAAUUUUGGAUUGAUUUCAACCUUGGAAGUCAGAGUUUGACUUUCUAUAUAGAUAGCCCUGAGGGUGCUCUUUGGGAAUCUGUGCGCCUGUCAAAGGAGGCAGUUAGUAGUUACAGUGUUAAAGAGGUUGAUGGACAGAAGGAGGUGAAAAUUCUCAUGAAGCAUCCUGCCACAGUCCAUGGUAGAGAAGUAACAAAAAUCAAACUAGUUUUCACUACCCAGUUUGAUAUUUUAAGUGUGUUAAAAAAAAUCCUGGGAGAAGACAAAAUGAUGAUAAUUAUGGGUCAAGAGGAUGCUGUCAGUGAGGAGUCACAAACAAGACAAAAUGGAACAUUAACAACGUGUGAAUCCCCUUACCUAGAGCAGACCAAAGAUACUUCAAGCACUGAAAAAACAGACUCUUUAUCAGACAUCCUGGCAUCUCAAUAUAGCGAUCAGACAGGGACCCCGCUUGCACAGAUGAUCAGUUCAAGUGUAAGUACAAGCACAGCAAGUCAACAAACUGAGAUGAGUGUUACUAACCAUGUGCAAGCUCCAGAGACUGAAGCAGUCAUUUCCCUAAUACCCUCUGCAAAGUUUAAAACUCCAUCCCCAAGAAUGAGUGAUAAACCCAGUGAGUUACCUGUGGUAGAAGAUCCUGAUAUUCAGGUUGUAAGAGAACUUUCUCCAAAGGAUGAUGCACUGGAGAAGAAAAAACGAAGAACAAGCUUGGUCAGGCAAAGGAUAGACCUGAAGGAGGAUUCUUACAAGUUUGAAACUUCAUCUGACCCUGGAAGUCACGCAGAGGUCACUGAAGCAAAACAAAAAAUUCUUGGCCAAAGGGUUUAUGAAAAUGGAAGUGCAAAACGAGAAUCAAGCAAAGUCAGUAGAAGACUGUCUGAUUAUAGGAAGCAUCUUUUCUCUGAAAGUAACCAUGAAACUACAAGCAAUAGUCAAAGUGAAAAAAGCUGGAUCCUUGAUUCUCAGAAAAAACCAUUGCCAAAAAGUCAGGACUAUACCCGGAGAAGGCCAAGGCUCAGAAGUAAGUUGAAAGUGUUGCCAUUGUCAUCUGCAAGUAGUGGCAGUGAUUACCAGACAAAGAAAGUUGGUGUUUCCAGGCCGAGAGUUCAUCAGGAUAUACUGAGGAAAGAAACUAAAUCCAGUACAGCAAUGCUUGAUUUGUCUGCAGUGAGAUCUGGUGACUUAGAAACAGAAGAUCUUACACUACCAUUUAAUGAAUCUGUCCAUGGGCAUUCUGACACUGGAGAGAGGAUGUCUCAGAAAUUUGAGGACAUGUCCAGUAAACUAGCACCAGAUGAUAAAAAAUACAGGAAUAAAAGAAAAGUCUCAGAUUUAUCACCUGGUGAUGUUUUAAGAAAGCCUAAACUUAUGAGAUGGGAAACCAAUCUUUCCUCUCCUAGUGUUUCCAGUGAACCAAGGAACCUUUUUGUUACAGUGGAAAAGAAAAACAAACCUCAAACAGGCCAAAAAACAGAUGAUUUGGAUGAUGUCUUUUACUCCAAGAUGCUGGAUGAAGAUGUCAGUGACACUGGUGUUAUUGCUGCCUUUGAAAGCUUUACUAACCAACUAAAGAAGACGUUCUGGUCCAAGUACAAAAGAAUGGAGAUUCUUGCACAAAAUGCUUUGAAAGUUUCUGAAAAGACGGUGUCAGCAUUAUUAAAUCAGAUACAUCAAUGCAGACUGAAUAAACUGGAAAACUUCCAUAAGAUCGUCGUCCAGGAGCUUGCUACUCUUGAGGAGGAUGCUCAAACUUUAUCAGGCCUUGAGAAGGCCACUGUGGAUUUUUGGAAUAAGCAGUCCAUCAAACUGAGCUCUUUCUGUGACAACCAAAAGAAAAGAAUUCAGGCUAUAGAUUCAGUGCUGGAGGAAACUACGAAGAGUUUCAAAGACACUGUACAAAAUGCCAAGUAUGAACACCUGGUGGAGAAGGUGGAAGAAAGUAGUAAGGUGGUCAUUGUUCCAUCUGAUUAACAAAAUGCUGGAAUCAGACUGCAAACCAGUAUAUUAAGACUUCAACCACUGGAUAUAGGGUAUAUAGAUAAACAGUGGAUCUUGUAAAGGAUAUGCAAGAUGGCCUUUCUCAAUAUCUUUUCACUCUUAAAAUAAAGGCAAUGCUAUUACUGA